AUGCUCCAGAAAGAGGACGAAGCUUUUCGAGAACUGGAAAAACUGCAGCAAGUCCAGCGCGACGGAGCUCAAGUUCUCAUUCUAGACGUGACGUUGCCGAUUGAAGGACGUGAUGUGUUGAUGAAAGAGCGACUGCGAUUGGUCGAAAGACUGAAAGGCGUGCAUUUCGUGAUUGUCACGACAUGGGAGAUUGAGAGGAUUCGUGACGAGCUUUGUAUCACCCAGCCACUAAAUGAGGCUAGUGACUGCAUUAGCAAGACAUUGGAGGCUGAGCUGAUGUUUGGUAUCGAGAAAGAUGGAGUCGUGGUGUUCCCUGGAGCUAUUUACCAGCAGAUCCAUGUACAGAGAGAAGUACUCAGCGCACAUGAGCAGGUUCUUGUACAGGGUCUGGCAUCGGCUCAAGCGAGGACGCACGCUCCACUAUAUCUAUCGUUUUCGCUCGUGAGUGAGGAGCCUCUCGGAGACAUGUUAAAACUACAGCAGGUAGUGCGAGCUUGGAUACGUGCACUGUUGGAAGCUGGUGCAGAGAAAAAAAAGCUCGUGGUCUGUCAUGUGGAUCGCUGGUGUCAUGGGCGUUUUGAGGAUGCCGGUUACGCUUUCUUGUUGGAGCUGUUCGAUCUAGGCGUCUCGGUGCUCUUCAACAUGAUCGGUCUUCGGUCAGUCAGUGAAGUGGCGCUGGUGAACCCGUGCUUAACGAGCGUGUCCGAUUCCCUUUUGCCUCCAUCAGAAAAAGAAUGGCAGGAGCCGGCUCCCGACAGUCGCCUCGCAGAGUGGCUUGCAAGGCUGUUGAAAAACGCUCCGCAGUAUCUGUAUCAGGUGCUUUUGUCUACGAACGUGUACCAGCGCACGCAAUAUCGUCGCUAUGGUGGUGGAGGUUACGCGUACUUGUUCGAACAUUUCAAGCAUCGUAUGCUGCAUAAAGGAGUCACUGCAGUCCAAUGGCAUCAGAUUGUGCGUACUAAUACCGUGGACCUUUUAGCAUGGUACGUCCCUCCCGAGGCACCGCCACUUCCAAAGAAUUACCUGCAGUGCUCGAUAUGUGGCAACUUUUUCGAGCCCGUUGAGGGGGAGUAUUUUACGAAGUUUGCGUUCACGUAUUGUGGAACGAAGUGCCUGCGUCGUCAUAGCCGACAAAAGUUUGCCUCACCUCCGACCAAAACGUGA
Peronospora matthiolae is the source of this 1164-nucleotide messenger RNA. Lineage: Eukaryota; Oomycota; Peronosporomycetes; Peronosporales; Peronosporaceae. The record is from the annotation of a GenBank genome assembly.